Lutra lutra (Eurasian river otter) is the source of this 3215-nucleotide messenger RNA. It is a transcript of the gene GNG12, whose product is annotated as G protein subunit gamma 12. The transcript has 4 exons. The record is from RefSeq and is a predicted model, not a curated record. Gene Ontology annotation, cellular component: heterotrimeric G-protein complex. Gene Ontology annotation, molecular function: G-protein beta-subunit binding. Lineage: Eukaryota; Metazoa; Chordata; Mammalia; Carnivora; Mustelidae. Bases 168 to 386 code for a protein of 72 amino acids. Gene Ontology annotation, biological process: G protein-coupled receptor signaling pathway.
CGGGAGGCGGAGGAGAGGUCGGAGCUGUCUUCAGGAGCCCUUAGAGACCGAGUCCCCGGCGGCGGCGGCGGGGGGAGCGCACCGGCAGAUUCAUUCCACCACUUACAACCUGAAAACGGUGGACCCCCGGAAGUCUUACUGGUUUCGGGUAGAAACAAUAGUUGAAGAUGUCCAGCAAAACAGCAAGCACCAACAACCUCGCCCAGGCCAGGAGGACAGUGCAACAGUUGAGAAUGGAAGCCUCCAUCGAGAGAAUAAAGGUUUCAAAGGCGUCAGCGGACCUCAUGUCCUACUGUGAGGAGCAUGCCAGGAGCGACCCUUUGCUGAUAGGGAUACCGACCUCAGAAAACCCUUUCAAGGAUAAAAAAACUUGCAUCAUCUUAUAGAGGAACGCUGAAAUGGCUCCUCGCCUCUUCUCAACAAAGCAAAUUUUGAGCAGCUCCUUGGAAGAAAUUUACUUUCAGCUUAUUUGGUAACCACUGCUAAUAACUAAAAUACUCUAACUUGGAAUAAUCGACUCUGACGUCUUUAUUUUCCAAGUUGCCCUUUCUCUAAAACACCUUUUACUGAUUUCAUCCAGAAUAACAAUCCUCUUUCCCAUUUGAUAACGAAUGGUGUCAUAUUGGUUUGGGCCAUUGAAAAAAAGACGAUUAUAUCCUUUUAAAUAUACGAAAAAGCCAGUUAUAGCCAGACCUCAGUUACCUAAGUAGCUGUGUAUAUUAAAAUGCCAAGAAUGACUUCAGUUCUAAAACCUUUACAUCCUAGUAUGUUCUCAAUAGGGUUGUGCCAACUGUACAGUGUACCUGUGUGAGGAGUGUGUUGUGUAUAUAUGUCUUUGUAUAUACACAUAUCAAUGCUUAUUUCCUUAGUAAAAUCUUUCUCCAUGCCCUCAGUUCCUCACCUUUAGAAGUCACACCUUUGCCUUGAGCUGUAUGUAGGUGGAUUUUUUUCAUGCGGUUACUGUACAGACAGUGAAGGCCAUCCUAAAGAUUGUAGCCACUGUAAUUGAGCAGCGAAGAAAUCGUGCUGACCUCUUAAGCUAUAAUCAACAGUACCAAUUAAAAACUGAACUAAAAACCCUCUCAGGAGAUAUAAGGGAGCCUUUUGGGCUUCAGUGAUCCUACAUCUAGAAGGGCGGGGCUGGUGCGGGGAGGCCUCUGGGCAGCUGUGGCCCUGGGGCUUGUGUUCUCUGGGUUAGGGGUAGAGACCUCGGAAAUGUCCACCCUCAUGCUCGGAGGGAGACUGUGCACAUGAGCCCCGCCCAAAGAGGAACAGGAAUGUGUGAAAGCCAGCUGCUUUCCUUAGCCAACCCUGGUGAAUUCCUCCUCACUGCCUGGUCCUUUAUCCUUUCCUCUCGAAUGGCUGUUUCCAGAGGUGUGGUAUCACCUCCCCAGCCCCAAGUGGGUGGAACGUGGUGGGAAAGAAACAUACAAAAGCCAAAGGUAUAAGACACUACAAAUACCUGCUGGGCCGCUGUGUUGUUUCCUACCUUGUCCACAAACCCCCCGGGCAGGCUUGGAUUCGGGGGUACAGUACUGGGGCUUCAGGGUUCCAGCAGGUGCUCAUCAGACUCUUGAUACUCCUCUGGGCAUGAGCAGAGCCCUCGCAUCCUUGGACUUGCCAGUGGCACCCGGAGGAAUCUCCUAUGGCCAUAGAGUAUUUUAGUUUUAUCAAAGGAGAAAGGAUCCCUUUUUUAAACAAAAAUGCUCACUUAAGGGCUCAAACCAUACACAACCCUUUGAGCUUCUCAAUUAUCUUUAGUUCAUUAAAAUACCUACAAGUGAAGGAUUCAAAGCUUAUUUUCCAAAAGGAUCCAACCCCAGGAUAUUACCUACAAUGGUUUCCCCUAGUUCUGUACAGUCUUGCUCUGCAACACAAUCCCCUUUUAAAAUCAAAUGUCUGGGUUUGGAGUAUGAAGCUGAUUGUGGGGGAACAAAUGCAGGGCUGUUUUUAAACUGCUCAAAUAUAGUCGGGAUUUCCCCAGGCACCUAUCUGUUCAGCAUUGGGACCUGCCCUCACUUUUCCAACAUCAUGUGAAAAUCAUGCCACUGGCCUUAACCUCUUGUCAUCUACCGCUUGGUUUUGCAAUGGGCCCCGUUUCUAAGUAAAUGAGAGGCACCUGUUUAGGAGAGCUAAAGGUGAAAUUUGAAAUGUACACCAGAAAGACAUUACAUUUAAUGCUUCACUGAACGAGGCCUUUCCUUUUAACAAGUAUAUUUUUCUACUGAUUGAGAAUAAGAUUAGUGUUCUGAAACAUUCUGAUUUUAACAUUUUUCUUUAAAUAUUUAUGAGGCAGUUUGUUAAAUAUUUUUAUGAAAUUUUAUUAUACCUUUUUGGCAUAUGUGCAACUUUUCAGUAGCAAGCAUAGUUUAUUCUUUCGUACUAAAUUAUGUCCUUUUUACCUAACAGAAAACAAAACGUGUUUUGCUAUUUGUCGAUGUGCUUGUAUUGAUAAGGAAUAGACUCGAGGUCCCAGGAGACUUCAUUUUUGCUGGUCAGAUAUCAUAAAGGCCAGGAGUGUGAAUGUCAUGUAACUUCCUAACUAGGUGUAGGGCAUGUUCAAGAGAAGUGAAAUCCCAUCCUUGGGUGCUGGACCCAGUGGGGGAAAAUUGUAGCUAAAUGUUGAUUGACUUUGAACUAGAUGUCUGUGUAAGAAAAUCUAUGUAUAGGAUAUGCAGAAGUCACUUUUAUUUAUCAGGCUCUAUUCAACUUAUGAACCACAAUUAAACUGUUCUUCAGUAGCUGGCUUAUAAUGGAUAAAUACCCAGUAUGUGUUGUGUUGUUGUUGGCGUUGUUGUUUUUCCAACUACCGCUAUAAAGACACACUUAAUCACAUUAUAUACUUGCAACUUCUUGGCUCCAUAUCUAUGAAGCUAUUUAAAUGUGUUCAUUAUUGACUUUUGUCUUUAAUGCUGCUUCUGUUAAUAGUGAUCUCCUUUUUCAUUCUUAUAUGUUCAUUAGUGCAUCAGUCUAUCCAUUGAGGCCUCAGGACCAUGGCAAAAUAUGCUAGACAAAAGUUCAUGACUCCAAAGUACUUUAUAGAAACUCAUUAUACCAGGUCGUUCACAAGGUCUAGAUUGUAGUUACUUAUUCUUCUAAAAAGAAUCAGCGUUUUACAUUUCCUUACCUUAUUAAAAUCGGAGUGCCAUAAUGAUCUUUUAAAGGAAGGACCCAACUUGCUUUCUCUCUGUACUGUUUUUGUAUUUUAAACUAUU